AUGAACCAGAAUAGUCAGCAACAACACCUCCAACAGUCGUUGAACUGCUAUACUGAUUAUUCAUGGAAAAUUUCUGGAUUAAAAAGCAAAUUUUUAGUAGCACAAUCUCAAGGGCAAAUAUUUACCUAUUCUCCAGUAAUUCCUAUUUUACCUCUUGAUAAUAAAAUGUGUUUACGUUUAUGUUUGCAUAAAGAUCCUCAUCAAACCAAUUUAUGCGUCUUUUCUCGUUCAAUGCCUACCAUCACAUCCAGAUGUCAAGUACAACAAAAUGAAUCGUUCGAGCAACAUAUGAUUUCUAGUCGUGAGAAUGAUUUUAACGGGUCUUUUAACCAACGAGAAUCCUCUAUUAAAGCUGCAUUUUGCCUUUAUGAUCAAUCUGGCGGAGAGAAUCAUAUUAUUGAUUCAUUUUGUUUUAAUGAUAAUCUGUCACCUUUUCAGGAAUCAACAACUUCGACAAAUAUUGUAGAAUGUAUACCAAAAAUUUAUCCACUACCAGUAAUACAUGAUCAUGGAAGUCCAUACAUUAAAGAUGAUUCUGUACAUAUCAAAUGUUUAUUCUCAGCCUAUUCUAUUUCUCAAUGUAGUAAUUACCAUAUUUUUUUUGUCGGAUUACAUACAAAUGAACAUACAAAAUAUAUUAAAGAAAAAUAUCCAACUCAAAUUGAAUAUUUUGAUAAAAUUGAUGAGGCUAUAAUAUGGAUUCAUUUAACGAGUAGUAGAGAUAAAAUUUAUUUAAUUUUAUCGGAUCAUUAUGCCAAAAUUACUGUAUCACGGAUAUAUAACUUACCCCAAUUAAAUACAAUAUUUAUUUACAAAACUUCAAAUAAUGAUGAUAUUAUUCUUGAUGAUCUUAAAAACGAAUAUCCGAAAAUGCGUACGUUCCAUCAAGAUAAUUUAGUAGAUAUCAUAAAUUCACUUAUUUUAAGAAUUGAUAACCAAUAUAUUCAAACUACUAAUUCUGAUGAUCAAUCAGUCUUGUUAGAGACUCAGUCAAUUAUCAUUAAAGACUCAUUAGAGAAUUCAAUGAGAAAAGGACAACAAUAUCUGGAAGACGAAGAAACUAAUUAUGGAGAAUCAGAACAAAAUGUAUUAUCGUCUACAGUUAAUCAGAAUACUUUGGCUAAACCGACAAUCCAAGCAAAUAAUAUGAAGGACAAUAAUUCCAGUUCACAACAACGUAAAGUUUAUGACGAUCUGCAACGAACAAACGAAAAGAGAAUGGAGGAAAAGAAAAAGCAAGAAAAUGUUGAAUCAGAAGAUCUCUUUGUGCACACUCACCCAACAGCUACAGCUGCCUCUGAUUUACAGGCUGAACUACAAUUGUGCUAUGAAACCUUAACAAUAGUUACUGCGAAAGUGCUAAGAUUAUUGUCUGAAAUAGAUCGUCUGAAGAAAGAAUCACUGACUCAGCGAUGUGUACUACAAGCAAACGUUGAGGAGUAUAAACACAUAAAAGAAUUAUUUAAUCAAUCUAAUAAUAACCGGAACCAGCUAGCAUCUGAACUAGUUACACUAGACCAAGAAAGUACCGCGGUGAAACAGAAACUAGAAUCUCUGCAAUCAAUACUAAAUGAUGGUUUAUUUGUAUGGAAAAUACGCAAUGUGCCCGAAAUAAUUUCUAACGCACAGUGUCAAUGCCAAACAAGUAUUGAUAGCUCUCCAUUUUAUUCGUCACCAAAUGGGUAUAAGAUGCGUAUAAAACUGUAUCCAAAUGGCCAUGAGAAGACAAAAGGAUUUCACAUGUCUUUAUUUCUUGUGAUGAUGUCAGGAGAAUAUGAUGCCAUCGUACACUGGCCAUUUACUUAUGAAGUAACGUUUUGUCUAUUCGAUCAAACGGAGAAGCGCAAACAUUUCAUAAAAUCGUUUCGUGCCGAUCCAGGAUCUGAUAGUUUUCAACGUCCUCAAUCAGAAAUGAAUAUUCCAAUUGGAAUUUUGGAGUUUUUUUCUCUUCCAAUUCCAAACGGCAGUGAUUACUUUCUAGAGGAUACAAUGUUUAUUGGGGCUUUAGUUGAUUUUCAAAACUUGUCAAAAGAUAUUCGGCCUUACGUUUUCGAAAUGGAUUUAGGUUUACCAAGCUAUGUUCGGCAGCGCAUAAUCCAUGAAGAAGUAACUAAACUGGAAGACAAAGAGCAAAACCAACCGAUCUUACCACCUUUGCAUCUAUACCGACAAGCACAAGAACGCUUUAGUUGCAAUUUAGAUGAUUUUGUAGCCGA
Molecule: messenger RNA, 2216 nt
Organism: Didymodactylos carnosus
Lineage: Eukaryota; Metazoa; Rotifera; Eurotatoria; Philodinida; Philodinidae
Source: the annotation of a GenBank genome assembly